AUGGCCUGGCAACAAUAUUCCUAUAUUCAGAAAGAACAAGCAAGAAAAACAGAACAACUGGACGCUCUUGUUGAUGAACUGGAUGAUUGCAUAUUUGAGACUGUUGGCUUUGACAAAGCAGCAAUUCGGCAGCACAUUAUAGACAUCAUGAACGAAAGGCGACAAAGUGUAAGGAAUGGAUAUGAUUAUACAUUGGUGAGAUAAUUAAUUGACAAGUGUGUAGUAAUCUAAAUCUUAUACUUAUUGAUUUUAAUUAGGGUGCUCAUUGUUUUGAAUAGGAAGUAGUCUGGGCGUGCAUGCAACACCUUCAAAUGCAUUGUGUGCAUGUGUCAAAUUAUUAAAGUGCCUAUGUCAUAGUUUGGGAAUUAGUCUAUUUAGAUAGUUUAGAAGAUUUUAAGAACUUUUGCAAUAUAUUUUAUAAUUCGAAAAUUUGAUCUUCAUGGACUUUCAGGGGCUCAAAGUUGGCAAUUUUUUGCUUAACCGUGAGUGUAAAAGGACUAGGGCGAGAGUGCCUUAAACGCCGGAUGUGACGUCAAACCGGGAACUGAUCAAAACAAAAUACAUAUGAUUUGCUAUAGUUUCUUGAUAAAAUCAUGAUAAAAUCGAGUAUAAAUUAGAUGUUUCUGGAAAUUUCCUCAAUAUUUCGAUUGAAAUUUAAUUGGGCUAUAUCCUUAACCUUCGGUUAUCCAACUGACAGGCAAAUUGGGCGAGAUACUAAUUUUAUGGCUGAGUGUGCAGGUCAAACACGUAUACGCUGAUGCUAAUCUAUCUUGAUUUUAUAUACAGAAAUGUCGGGACAAAACGGCAAGGAACUGUAGGCUGUUGUUAAACCCAAUCCAGGAGAAUCUAUUCUCUUUGUCAAUACAGGCCAGAUUGCAAAUUAUUGUGGGCAAAACACCUCGUCCAGGACCAAUAGAAGUGGCUGAAACCGCCGGUUUGCUUUGAAUUUGGGCGUCAUAGCCGCGUCAGGAUGUACCGUAAAUAAUUUUGUGAAAAAGUAGGUAAUACGAAUUUUAUAUGAUUUAAAAAGAGAAAUUCUGAAGGCAAAGUGAACUUGUUUUAUUAUAUCGACAUGUAUUCAUGAAUUACUGUAAAUUUAAAGUUGAUAUUUGAAUAAAUUCGUGAAUUAUUAUUAAGCUAGUCUUGCAAAAUCGCCUAAAUGUAAGAUGUAUUAUAUAAUUGUGUUCUAAUUGAUCAUUUGAAUUAUAGACUAAAUUUUGAUCUAGACAAAAAUUUCAUCACAGCUUGAAAGAGCAUCACAAAAUUAGUAAUAUUCCAAAAUUUUUUUGGUUGCAAAAUGUUGUAAAAUGCGGAUAAUAUAACCUUGCGAAAUUUGCAAUUUUCAGUCAUUUUAGAUUAUACAAACGGGAAAUUUGUCGCCCGAACACUUUGAGCUGUCAAUUUCCCGUUUGUAAUCUAAAAUGACUGAAAAUUGCAAAUUUCACAAGGCUAUAUUAUGCGCAUUUUACAACAUUUCACAACGAAACUUUGGAAUAUUACUAAUUUUGUGAUGCUCUUUCAAGCUGUGAUGAAAUUUUUGUCUAGACUUGUUUAGAUCAAAAUUUUGUCUAUUGCGCAAAUGGUCAAUUGUGUUCAUGAAAUAAUACAACUAGGCUACAUUUUUUAAAAUAUGACACAUCUUUAUAUUUCUGAUUCAUGAAUAAUAAAAAUCACUUUCUUAAUUAUAGUAAACUAUAAUCAUUUUGAAAAUUAUAAUAUUCUAUUGAGUAUUGUAUUUUUUCGACAUUUGACCUUGUCUGCUAAGCAAAAUGCCUAAUGUAAACAAAGCAAGCGAAGGGGCCUAUUGUAUUUCAUGAUUCGCCCAUUUCUGGGCUAUGACUUGUCUUUACCAUAUUAUUUAUCCUAAAGACCUAACGGAUUUGAUUUCUAAGUCAUAAACAUCUAUUCUUUAUAAAGUUAUAGUAAAUUUUUCAUUAAAUGUGAAAACAUUUUGAAACACUUGUGCUUUGUAUUAUUCAAUUUAUUUGAGGUGCCGAACUUGCCAGUUUGCAAAAAUAUGCAAAUAAUUUUAUUAUAUUUAUAAAUUAUGAAAUGAUAUUAUAUAUGGUUAUUGGGUGUGACAUUAUUUAUUCAUAAGUCGUGGAUCAUUUUGGCAAAUUACGACAUAUGAAUGUAAGUAUAAUCCCUGGAAAUUAUCUGGAUUGACCCAUUGCCUUGGCAUUGCUUUGUUUACAUUUGGCAAUGAAAUGGUUUCAUCUGAUCUGUUAUAAAGAACUGAACAAGAUUUUCAAAAUGACAAGACAAGUUUGUUCUAUUUAAGCAAGUGAUUUUUACAGUAUGAUUCAAGAAUAAAAAUCUAAAUUUAAAGCAAUGUGACCCAGGACCAUAAAUACAUUUUAUUCUUUCUUUGUUUUAUAUGCAUUUUGCAGGCAAAACUAGAAUCGCGACUUCAUUCAAAGAUCAAUUUUCUCUUGCAUACCUAUCAGUAACAAUAGAACAAGUUCAGUUUGCCUUUGGAGUUUCUCUUUUAGUUUUAAAUCACAUAAAAACCGUAUUUAAUCACCUUCUCGCCAAUUUUAUACGACACAUUUUGACGUCCAAAUUCAAGCAAUGGUACGCCUCUGACUCUGUAUUGAUCAGUGGACGAGGCGUUUUGUCAGAAUAAUUUCCGCCAUUCUGGCUGGCAUUGACAAAACCGAGGGCAAAGCGAAUAUAUUCUACUGGAUCAGGUUUAACAACAGCCUACAGUUCUUUGCCGUUUUGUCUCGAUAUUUCUGUAUAUAAAUCAAGAAACCGAGAUAGAAUAUAUAGCAACAGCGUAUAUGUGUUUGACCUGCACUCUCAGCCAUAAAGUUAGUAUCUCGCCCAAUCUGCCUGUCAGUUGGAUAACCGAAGGUUAAGGAUAUAGUUCCAUUUAAAUUUCAAUCGAAAUAUUGAAGAAAUUUCCAGAAACAUCUAAUUUAUACUCGAUUUUGUCAAGAAACUACAGUAAAUCAUAUGUAUUUUGAUUUUGUUUUGAUGACUUCCCGGUUUGACGUCACGCCGGCAUUCUCGCCCCAGUACUUUUAUGCUGGCGACCAAACGCUCAGAAUAGGCAAAAUCGCCAACUUUGAGCCCCCGAAAGUCCAUGAAGAUCAAAUUUUCGAAUUAUAAAAUAUAUUGCAAAAGUUCUUAAAAUCAUCUAAACUAUCUAAAUAGGCUGAUUCCCAAACUAUGACAUAGGCACUUUAACUAUAUAUAAAGGAUUAUUUGUUGGAAGAGUAUGGAGUCGGCAUAUUUUUAUAUAUACAUGCUAUUGACUAAAGUGUUUGCAUUAACCCAUUUGUAGUACGUAGUAUAUAAGCUUUAAUAAAAUGUUCUGCAUAAUAAAAUGUUUUGCAUAUUCUAUGCAAAGUACAAUAUAUAUGUCAUCUAAAAACAAAUCAUUUCGAACUUGCUAAAGACAUGAAAAAUUUGUACAUGUUCACUCAGUUGAUGUAUUGCGUUGAUGUUCACUCAGUAAUAUGAUAAGGAGAAAAUGUUCUCGAGUGAAAUAUUUCAUAAUUUCCACCACGUGCACGGAGAAAAUUCUGCCUGCCACAAGCAGAAUUUCCGAAACCCAGCUGUGGCGGACAGAAUUUUCUGCUUGCAUGCGGUCUGGAAAUUAUUAAAUUUCACUUGAAAACAUUUUCGCCUUACAUAUAGUAGAUACUAUAUUUAUAGUGAAUAAAUAUAAUUUGCAGGUUGACAGAAGGACGUUGAAAAGAAAAAGUGAUCAAAUUGUAGAUAAAGGGUGCAGAGAAAAAGUUAGUUUGAUUAAAAUGAAAACUAACAGCAUCUUUUGAUGAACAAACAACUCUGAUUAGAUGGAACAACAAUCUUUUUUUCAAUAUCUUAGACAUCAUCCCUUGAUGAAGGAAGCACUUCAGAAGAUAAUAACAACACACAAAGUCACAAUUCUGAAACGCAAGAUCCGAACGAUUUGGAAACGCAAGAUCCCAACGAUUUGGAAACACAAGACAAUUCAGAAACAGACCAGCUCACCACCCUGCCAUCCUUUUUUGAUAAAAUUGGCAACUCUAAAGGUGAAAUAUAGUAUGAAGGGUAUAAUAUAUAUAAAUUAGUGUAUAUAUAGAGAUUACUUCAUGGUUGGUGUCACUUGUUCGCUACCCUCACUCGUAACAAUGUCCAUAAAAACUCCAUGUUUGUAGAGUUAAAGCCCUCGUGGAUUCCUGAUGGUUUACUCAUUGAAUCAACAUCUGCUAGAGACAUAUAUACGCACUGUUAUAUAAUAAAGGAUGUCUCAAAAAAAGCUAAUCCAACUACAGUAUGUUGAAUUGAAUUAGAGCCUCUUUGAAUUGAAUUAGAGCCUGCCGGUUUAGUCAAUAAAAAUGCGUCUGUGCCCAUCACUAUUUAUAGUGUUGUCAAUCAAAUGUAAAAUACAAUGUGACAAAUUAAUACAGACACGCCUUAUGUAAUAGCCUGCGAAUAUAUAUGUAAACAAAACGCAUAUCUUGAUUUCAACGCAUGAUUUUUUACAACAUUAAAAGCACUUGUCUUUCUUUCAAACAACCCUGAAAUUUCCUGAAGUAGCAAUAGUAAGUGAAUUCACAUAGACACCACGACUUGAGUUUGAACAACUACGGCAUACUAGAAUGCUCAAGAAUGCAAAUUAUAGUUGCCUUUGUCUUAGAGUAAAGAUGCUAUUGUUGAUAUAAGAACGUUGUAUUUGCCAAACUCUCUUAUACAGCAAAAACAUCGUUUCCGUCUAGAAUAUUGUUAAGAGCUUUUGACUGUCCAUCCUUUAACUUUAAACAAAGAUUUAGUUUUCUAUACAACUCGCUAUAGAACGAUAUUUUUCGAUUUGAAUCUAUUGUUGUGUAAAUUCAAUUACCUUUUAUGGCAGUAUAAUGUAGUUAAUUCAAUUUCAACCAAUGGGAACCCUGCGUCGUUCUAAGCAACGCACAGACGCGUUUUUAUUAGCUAGGCCUCCAGGCUCUCUCAAAUUUCAAAGAGAGUUCAAAGAGAGCCUGUUCGUAGGCUAGUGUGUAAAUUACUUGGUAAACGAGCAUAAUUUUUUAUAUUAAGAAAUAUCAGGCUUUUAGCUGUUGAAUGAGCACAAUUUCAUAGCAUAAUGAGCAAUUUCAUAGCACACAUAUAUGGAGAAAAAAUGAAUUAAUACGAGCUCGAUUGAAAAUCUUGAUCAAAAUCGAAUUCUUUCACCACUGCGCCUAAUUUUUCACAUAAGUUUUCACGAAUGUGUCAAAACUGGCUUUCAAGCUCGUAUUUACUCAUUUUUCCUCCAAAUGGUAUGAAAAAUGUGUCAUUCAACAGCCAAAAGCCUGAUCUUUAAUAUAAAAAAUUACGUUUACCAAGUAAUUUACGCACAAUAGGGUGCUAAAUUUGGAUAACUUUUUUUUAAUACACCCUGUGUAUAGUUUCGUUUUGUAGAAAACACCACGUAAAAUUAUCUACACAACAAAAUUAUUUUCUAUGAAAAAAAAACUGUAUUGUAUUUAUCGCCAUGCAAUUAGCUUCAAAGAACUUAAUAUACUACUGUUUUUUGUCAAUAGGCCACCAGAAGGAAAAUGAGCUUUCUCUUGAAGAUUGUAAGAUUAUUGUGACAGUUGCAUUUGGGGCAAUUAAGUAUUCUGAUGUCCCGAGAAGCUGGAUAACUCCAUUACUAAAAAAAUAUAUGCAUAGUGUGCCUAGUACCAUGAGCAAGGACAAUGCUGUGAGGAAGCUGGCACCUGAAUUGAUUGAUAGAAAGAUUGUGGAAGUAACCUCUGAGCCAGGAGAUUGUAAUAUAUCAAGAUGUAUGGUCAAAAGACUGCAAAAGUUGUAA
Paramuricea clavata is the source of this 5785-nucleotide messenger RNA. Lineage: Eukaryota; Metazoa; Cnidaria; Anthozoa; Malacalcyonacea; Plexauridae. The record is from the annotation of a GenBank genome assembly.